Molecule: messenger RNA, 339 nt
Organism: Acaulospora morrowiae
Lineage: Eukaryota; Fungi; Glomeromycota; Glomeromycetes; Diversisporales; Acaulosporaceae
Source: the annotation of a GenBank genome assembly
AUGAGACAAAACGUUAAUGCUCAACGACGCCAUCGUGCGGAAGAAACUGAAGAACAACGUCAUACCCGCAAUUUCUCUGAAAAUACGAAUAAUGAUAACCAUUCUAUUCCCCAUAAGAUCCACUCUAACAAUUAUUCUCAUUGUAGUUACUGUAAUAUGCUCAAGUUCCUUAAUAAGAACCCAGGAAUGUGUUGCAGAAACGGUAAGGACGAUAUUUCAAAACUUUUUCAUGAUAAUAUUCGCAUUUAUAAUUCUGCAUUUGCGUUUGCUUCCGUUGGCAUACAUUUUGAUCAUGAAUUGGCUAAUGCCGGGGCUGGAGUGUACACAUUUCGUGUUUAA